This is a messenger RNA of Nestor notabilis (Kea), 658 nucleotides long. RefSeq names its product transcription factor HES-5-like. Gene Ontology annotation, biological process: regulation of neurogenesis; anterior/posterior pattern specification; regulation of transcription by RNA polymerase II. The record is from RefSeq and is a predicted model, not a curated record. The annotation marks the transcript as partial. Gene Ontology annotation, cellular component: nucleus. Gene Ontology annotation, molecular function: protein dimerization activity; DNA-binding transcription factor activity, RNA polymerase II-specific; RNA polymerase II cis-regulatory region sequence-specific DNA binding. The transcript is spliced from 4 exons. Lineage: Eukaryota; Metazoa; Chordata; Aves; Psittaciformes; Psittacidae.
AUGGCUCCCAGUAACACUCUCAUGAUGCACAUGGAGGAGAAGAUACUGCCAAAAGAAAAGAAUAAACUGAGGAAGCCGGUGGUGGAGAAAAUGCGUCGUGACCGGAUUAACAGCAGCAUCGAGCAGCUGAAACUGCUCCUGGAGAAGGAGUUCCCGAGACACCAGCACAACUCCAAGCUGGAGAAAGCUGACAUCCUGGAAGUGGCUGUCAGCUACCUGAAGCAGCAGAACCAGCUGCAGGACCAUGCAUUCAUGCACAAGAACCUAGAGCAGGACUUCAACAGUGGAUACCUGCGGUGCCUCAAGGAAGCUAUGCAUUUUCUGUCCUACUAUGAACCCAAAAAGGAAACUCAAGUGCAGCUGAUCAGGCACUUCUGCAAAGCUCAGAUGGGGGCAGAUGUCAUGUACUCUCCUGCUCCGCGCAGUUCGCCUCUGUCACCAUGUCUGUUCACCAGAAAGCAGCCUGCCCAGAAGACGGUGGCUGCUGCUCCUACCAUCUGGAGACUCGGGAAACCUAUCGCAGAGAAACUGUGUCAUGAUUGGAAUAACAGCAACAUCAAGCAGCUGAAACUGCUCCUGGGGAAGGAGUUUCACCAGCCCAACUCCAAGCUGCAGAAGCCGACAACCUGGAGAUGUCAGAUACCAAAAUACAGCCGAG